Molecule: messenger RNA, 996 nt
Organism: Chaetomium globosum CBS 148.51
Lineage: Eukaryota; Fungi; Ascomycota; Sordariomycetes; Sordariales; Chaetomiaceae
Exons: 1
Coding region: 1-996 (331 amino acids)
Source: RefSeq, a predicted model, not a curated record
AUGUCUCUCGCCAGGGCCUUCACGACCCGAAGGGUCAAGCAGAGUAUUCAGGUGGCUGAAGAGAAGAAGGCAAAUACUCGCAGCAAUUCGGUGAGAGGGUCGGUCGGGACUCUCAGACACAAGAUCUCAAGCCCAGUCGAACUCAUUCACACCACCAAUAUGCUCUCAUACAAUGCGCCAGAUAUCAACCCCAUGUCGGCAUCCUCCACGGGCUCAUCACACAGGUCUGACGACGACAUGUCCAUGUCUGACAGCGCGCUCACGAAUGGUACAACUCCCCCCACAAGUCCCGAUGUUGAGUCGCCUGCGAAAAGGUCCCGCUCCCCAGAGCCGAACCAUCUCUCCUGCUUCUUCAGCGUGGCGCCCGUCCAGCAGCAAAGCCCUGGUCCCGCAGCCCGGCCCGAGGUGCAGGUGCUUCCGCAGCGCACUACCUCUCAUUCCUCUAAGAAGCAGUACAACACGCUCGUUCGGCAACGGUCAGCGUCGGGGCUGUCCCAGCAAUCCCAGCAAUCCCAGCGCACCGUCUCGACAAAAGCAAGCUUCACCUUCUCGCGGUCCUCAUCCACCAGCACAAGUACCAGCGUCAGCUCGACCCCAGCGCACCACCACCAACACAAACCCAAGCUCCCCAGCACCGCAAGCCCAGCCCCAGCACCGACCCCGGCCUCGCCACCCCGACAGCAACCACACCCCAGGCAGCGUAGCAACAGCAACAGCAGCAGCGGCAGGAGGGACUUUUCCGAGUCGCAACAGCAACAGCAACCCCAUCACCACCACCAACACCACCCAUUCGGCAACGAGCUGGCGCAGGUGUCGGAGCUGGCGGAGGAGUACGGCGUCCAGGAGCAGAUGGUGGACGCGUCGGAGCGCGAGGAGAAGGCCAUGCUGCAGAAGGGCCUGCUCAAGUUCAGCGCCGACGAGUACAUGAGCGACGUCCGCGCCUUGUUUGCCAGCUUCAUGGUCCCCCCGAGACCUGUCGCGGCGGCCUGGAUUUGA